GAUCGGACGAUUUACUGAAAAUACAUUUGCCUUACAAAAAUUGCGGUAGAGAGAUCAUUUUCCGCGGCUCGAGAAGAACUCACCACCACCGACAACUAGUCUUCCAUUGAAAUAGCGAUUAUUUCAAUCCGGAGGAGAAUCAUCAACGUCCGAGGGGGUUGAAGGUGCCCAUGGUGUCAAGUGCGAGGUGCAUCCCCGAAGAAAAUAAUGUCAACUAAAGGGGUACAUGGCAGAGGUACAGCUCAGGUUGGAUGGAUUUUGUCGAGCGGUUUGAGAUCAUUGGUGGUGAUAUUGGCGAUAACCCAGGGAAAUUCAGCAUCACACCAGCAACAACAGAGUGGAUUUGAGUGUAAAAUCGAGGGAUAUCACGAGGAUCCAACGAGCUGCAGUAUUUAUUACAGAUGUGUCAAUUGGGGUAAUUCAAGUCCUCUCACUAAAUUUAAAUUUGAAUGCGGUCCCGGCACUGUUUUCUCACACGCCAGAGGCGAUGUGUGUGUACAUCCACGUGAGAGCGAGAGAAAUGAGUGCAGCGAAUCGGCAAAUGAUCUUGACUCACCACCAGACAAACCCUCGUCCAAUGAACAAACAGGCCCACCUGCUGCGUAUCCAGAUUAUCCGAGCUAUGGAUCACCAUUACCAGGUACUCCAUCAAGUGGAUUGUCAUCGACGACAACCAGUGCAUUUGAAUCAACAACCACCGCCAAUUCCCUUUCCAAUUAUCCAGGAAGUGUUCAUGGCCCGAGUAAUGGGAAAAACGUGUGUCACCAGGAGGGUUUUAAACCCGAUGAGAAAGACUGUCGUAAAUUCAUUAGAUGCGUUAACAACGGGGCUGGUGGUUAUCAUAGCUAUGAAUUUACGUGCGGCGAUGGUACAGUGUGGGAUCCAUCGAUAGAGGCGUGUAAUCACGCGUGGGCGGUGUCUAGAAGUAAUUGCAGUGAAUCCUCCAACGGUGUUACUAGCGUGGGCGGUGGAGAUGAGGGAUCUAAUGAGCAGAGUGGAUAUCCCGGGUCGUUGAGUGAGUCUGGAGGUAAUGGUGGAGAGGAGUCCGAGUCGAAUGAAGUGCCGCAUCCCCCAGGGGGCUAUCCACAGGGUACUGAGGUGUCAACUCCACCGAUCGAGCCGGUUUCCUAUCCCCAGUAUCCUAAUCAGGGCUAUCCUCAGAAUUUACCCAGUACAUCUGGACCAAAUCCUCCAGAGCAACCAGCUCUCUAUCCACCGCCUUCACCUGGAUAUCCGUCGAUUCAUCCUGACGAAAAACCAACUGAUAGACCUAGUGAGGGAGAGGGCAGCUCUCCCGAUUCAUUUUAUCCUCCUCCGUAUCCUGGAGUCUCUUCUACGUCUGAAUCUACAUCAUUUCCAUCAUCUCCAUCCGAAUCUCCCGCACCCGUUCAAACGGAAUCCCCGAUCGAAGGUACUCCAUCGAGACCUCCAGGUGAACUUUAUCCACCACCCGUUCGGCCCCCUGGAGAAGGGACUGGUGCGUCGGGUCUAGGUAAACCAAUACCGGAUGCCACAGGAUCGUGUAAAGAGGAGGGAUUUUUCCCUCAUACAAGUGACUGUAAAAAAUUUUACAGAUGUGUUGAGGACGAGGGUUCAUUCCAGAAGUACGAAUUUACGUGUGGCGAGGGUACAGCUUGGGAUCAAGGCCUUUUGACUUGUAAUCACGAAUACGCAGUACCUGGUUGUGGUGGAAGUGAGAGACCUGGUGGCAGCGAUGCACAGAGUACACCGUCGAGUUCAUCGAACGAAGUGACUUCUGAACCUGAUGGCACUCAACAGGUCACGUCUGUGGGUGUUAACAUUACUUCUUCGGAGGGCACGACUGAAUCAAGUGGUACAACUGUUAGUGAUCAGACUUCGGGUUCUAAUACGGCAACACCGGUGGUGGGUACGACUGAGGGGGAGAAAGAGGUAGAUGUAACAUCGGAGAGACCGACGUCUGAGACUACAUCCUCGGGAAGUACUAUACCUUCAGAGGGUCCUUCUGAAACUUCUUCCGGUGAUGGAACGACGUCGAUCACCUCUUCGUCAUCUACAGAUGUUUCAGCGACAACUGCUAAACCCAUCGAAUCUUCGACAGAUGGGACGUCGGGCGCUACUCCUGGAAAACCUUCUUCGGGUUCUUCGGGAUCUUCGGGAUCUUCAGGAUCCUGCGAAGCCGAAGGAUUCUUCGCCGACCCCAAAGAUUGCCACAAGUUCUAUCGAUGCGUCUCUUUCGAUCACUCAUCCAAAUCAUACACUAAAUUCACGUUCGACUGUGGUCCUGGCACAGCCUGGGAUCAAAAUCUUCAGACCUGUAAUUAUGAGAAUCAGGUUGAAAGCUGUGGGACAUUGGGUGAAGGUAAACCGAGUAGUGAAAGCCCUGACGAGUCGAUGAACGAGAUUGAUUCGACUUCGAAACCGUCGGCACCUUCAGAUAGCACAACACUCUCUUCUACUUCGGUAGGAGCUACAGGGUCUUCAGAAGGUGCAACUCCAUCGUCGGAAACUGACGGGACUACACAAGUUACUACGGAAUCUUCAGAGGGUAUGACCACCUCAUCUUCGGAGACUGAGGCCACUCCAGUGCCAGUAGCCACCACAGAAACUACGGAAUCCACGACGACGUCCUCAGAGACGGAGGGGACUACCGCGUCGGAGAUGACGGAAAGUAUUCCGGAUAUCAGUUCGGAAGCAACAACGGCGGCAGGAUCGACAGGAUCGACAGAUUCGUCGACAACCGAAGAGGAUAAAGAUACAAGCACUCCAUCAGACAUCGAGAGUACCACAGCAUCCGACAGAUCUACAACGUCUGUAGCAGAGUCAUCCUCUCCUUCUGGAGCAACAUCAGGUUCUCAAUCUCCUUCAAUCCCAUUCAAAUGCACCGACGAAGGAUUCUUCCCCGAUCCCUCGGACUGCCACAAAUUUAUUCGAUGUGUAAAAGUGAACAAUGGCUUCAUAAAAUACCAGUUCGAUUGCGGUCCAGGUACUGCCUGGGAUCAGAACCUUCAGACCUGUAAUUAUGAGGCCCAAGUGGAGUCAUGCCAACCUGGUGCAACUCCUGGAAGUGGAAGUAGCACUUCAGCGACAGAAUCUUCCGGUGGGGGAACUACGCCCUCAUCUCCUGAGAGUUCGGAAACGACAGACACGCCCACAACUCCUGGAGAUCAAUCAACGAUUCCUGAAGGGACUACCGGAGACUCAGGAACUGAAUCGACGACUCCAGGUGGUGAAAGUGAGACAACCACGGCCAGCGGUGGAGGAACGACGAGUAGUGAAGAGACGACAACUACUGAAUCUGCAGGAAAUACUGAAGGGACGAGUGCUACCGAGGGCCCGGAGACGACAGACACCACUCCAGCCAUUCCACCAGGUGCCCUACCAUGUGCUACAGAUGGUUUAACUGACGAACAGAUCGUUCUAGUCUGUCCCACAGGAUUCCGAAGGCAUCCCAAAUUUUGCAACAUGUUUUAUCAGUGCACCAGUGACGGAAAUAUGCAAAUAAAAAUAUCAGUGCUGGCAUGCCCGGAGGGACUGAUCUUCGAUGAGCAGAAGGUGCAAUGCCUCGCUGAGGGGGAGACAGAUCAAAAAUGCAUGAGCCCUACCAGUUCUAGAUUUUAUAGACAACUGGAGGACAAUUCGUUAUCACCUGUACGAGUCACAAGAAGCACCCUCUGUCCCGAUGAAGGCCAUUAUCCAUACCAGGAAGGCUGCAGCAAUGCAUUCUACAAGUGUAAGAGGAAUACCAGGAAUUCUCUGCAGGGAUACCUAUACAAAUGUCCAAAAGACUUCGUCUACUGGUCGGUAUCCCGACGAUGCGAGAGGUCGAGUCGUUUGCCAAUGUGUUCCCAAGUUAAUUACGAAAGUAACGAGAGACGACACGCCUGGGAAAGCAGAUCGAAUUUGCCAAUUGAAGAAUUCAACAUAUCAGCUAGGAGUCUCAAGAUUUAAUGAGACACUGAGCAACACCCAUUGCGUGUCGUUUAUUUUUUACUGUCCACAUUAGUUUAGUUAUUUGAAUCUCCGUACGAUUUUACUCGAGUGAUUAAUUCACUCGAGUGUUACUUAACGAAACGAAAGAAAAAAUCGUACGAGACAUUCGGGAUAUUAGUCUGGUUGUGGGGAGUUGUUUCAUUAAUUCCGGUAGUUGUGUUCAAUCGUAUCAUCGCUAUACGAUCAUCGAAAUAAGAAAGGAAAAGGGGUGGGGAGAUGUGUAUACACACACAAAUCAUUAACUACUUGUCAUUAAAUGUAUAUAUUUUUUUUAAUCAUUCGUGUAAGCCCCAUUUGAUCGACUGCAUUGACAGUAUCAAAUGAAAAUGAUAAAUUACAAUUGGAAUAGAUUAAUAUUUCGUAAUCAUCAUCGAUAGAUUUAUGUGGGUCUCGAAGGCUCGUACUGUCUGCAUCACAACCAUUCAAUAAAUUAAAAUGCAUUAGAGAAUAUAUUAUUUUAAUAUACAUGAUUUACUCAUUUUACUCAUUUUGAGGAAACAACAACUGAAACAACAGGUGAAGAAAUCGAAUACAACAUCGGCAUUGAUGUCUGACUCUGGCCAACAGAAUUAUUUGUGAUGCAUUCUACUAUGAAAAAUAUUAUCAACAGAAAAUAUAAUUUAUAAUGUGACCCCAGGUAUUUAUCAACGAUAAAAAUAUCUAUUAAAUUUGUCAUUUGAUUAUUUUAAUUGUGUGAUUAUCAUAUAAAAAUGCUGCAGAAUAAUAAAUCAACGGUGAAUAACACUUGAAGAUAAUUUUGAGAAAGAGUUGUUCGGAAUAUUUUGUUCAAUUAUUAAUCAAAUAAACA
Fopius arisanus is the source of this 4780-nucleotide messenger RNA. RefSeq names its product Mucin related 89F. The transcript has 5 exons. Gene Ontology annotation, cellular component: extracellular region. The record is from RefSeq and is a predicted model, not a curated record. Bases 208 to 3930 code for a protein of 1240 amino acids. Lineage: Eukaryota; Metazoa; Arthropoda; Insecta; Hymenoptera; Braconidae. Gene Ontology annotation, molecular function: chitin binding.